AUGUUUGAACAGUUCAAAAAAAUAUCUUCAGCUAGUUUUAAGGACUUUAUAGAUACGACUGGACUUCAGGUUGUUCGCAAUGAAUGGGAAAACAUUCGUACAAAAUCGGCCGAAAUUCUUACACCUGCAUUAAACCCGCGUUUAGGUUCGUUGUCACCAAGGUUACCCGUGAUUGGCAAGUCACGUACAAUACCGAGUCUAGACAUACCAGCCACUACUGAAUUUUCAUUAAGAUAUGAGAAUGAUUGGAAUUCGAUAAAAGCUGAGGAUGAAAAUAAUUUUCGUAACGCUAUUUUAGUUGAUGGGCUUAUUCAGCAAAUAUUGAAAAAAUGUGAAAAUCAUUAUCAAACAUGCGAGUUAGUUAAAUCGGAGGCUAGUCAAUUGCCUAAAGUAAAAGUAAUGAUCGAUGAAAUAACCCAUUCUGCAAUUUCACUAAAAGGAAAAUUGUCAGAGUUGGAGAAUAUGAUUGAUGAUUAUGCAAAAAAUAAUCAAGAACAAAUUUUCGAAGAUUGGAAACGAACCGAACUUCGUUCACUUGAUAAACAUAUCGAAGAAAAAGAGGCUGAAUUAUCGGAAAAAAGGAGUAUGUAUCAACAACAUUAUGAGGAGUUUAUGAGGAAUCAUAAAAUCCAAAAAGUGCAGUCAUAUCAAGCUGAUUUUGAAACACAAAUGGAAAACUACAAAAAGCGAAUGAUAAAUCCUGCAUUACAUAAUGAAUAUUCACCAAAACUAUCAGAUGAAGAUUUGAUAACUAGUUUAGAACAAGUUGAAUUAGAAACAGCAGAUGAUCGGGAGGCAUUGGAGAAUUUUCUAAGAUCUAACAGUGAUACUGAAGAUAUAAUUGAACAAUAA
Rhizophagus irregularis DAOM 181602=DAOM 197198 is the source of this 852-nucleotide messenger RNA. The record is from RefSeq and is a predicted model, not a curated record. NCBI's taxonomy places the organism in Eukaryota, Fungi, Glomeromycota, Glomeromycetes, Glomerales, Glomeraceae.